UUCCCCUGGUUCACACACUUGCCCUCACUCCUGUCAUCGAUGGAGACUUCCUCCCAGACGUACCAGAGAAGCUCUUUGCCAACGCUGCUGACAUUGACUAUCUUGCUGGGGUCAAUAACAUGGAUGGACACUUCUUUGCUGGCAUUGAUUUACCUUCUAUCAACCGCCCACUUGUGAAAGUCAAUGCGCAGGACAUCUAUAAUUUGAUCAAAGGACUUACUGUGGACAGAGGUGAGCGUGGAGCCAACCUGACCUACAAUAUCUACACAGAAGCGUGGGAGGAGAAACCAUCCCAGGAGGUCAUGAAGAAGACAGUGGUGGACCUGAUUACUGACUACAUCUUCCUGGUUCCCACACAGUGGGCCCUGAAUCUGCACCUCAAAAAUGCCCAGAAUGCCAAGACAUACAGCUACUUGUUCUCCCAGCCCUCCCGAAUGCCCAUCUACCCAAGCUGGGUAGGGGCAGACCAUGCUGAUGACCUGCAGUAUGUGUUUGGGAAGCCCUUCACCACCCCCCUGGGCUACCGGCCCAAGGACAGGACUGUCUCAAAAGCCAUGAUUGCUUAUUGGACCAACUUUGCCAGGACAGGUGAUCCCAACAAAGGAAAUUCAAAGGUGCCCGUUAACUGGCCGCCCUAUAGCAAUGAUGGAAGUUACUACCUGGAAAUCAACAACAAGAUAAACAAGAACUCUGUGAAGCAGAAUCUGAGAUCUCAGUUUGUGAACUUCUGGGACUCAGUCUAUCAGAAGCUGCCACAGGUUGCCAACACCUCCCUGACCGAGGAACUGCUGUGGGGUUAA
This is a messenger RNA of Merops nubicus (carmine bee-eater), 800 nucleotides long. Its product is annotated as bile salt-activated lipase-like. Gene Ontology annotation, cellular component: synapse; cell surface; postsynaptic specialization membrane. The annotation marks the transcript as partial. The transcript has 4 exons. The record is from RefSeq and is a predicted model, not a curated record. Gene Ontology annotation, biological process: postsynaptic membrane assembly; neuron cell-cell adhesion; synaptic vesicle endocytosis. Gene Ontology annotation, molecular function: triacylglycerol lipase activity; neurexin family protein binding; sterol ester esterase activity. NCBI's taxonomy places the organism in Eukaryota, Metazoa, Chordata, Aves, Coraciiformes, Meropidae.